This is a messenger RNA of Microbotryum saponariae, 2443 nucleotides long. The record is from the annotation of a GenBank genome assembly. Lineage: Eukaryota; Fungi; Basidiomycota; Microbotryomycetes; Microbotryales; Microbotryaceae.
AUGCAGCCGACACUUAUCUCCGACGGCCUGACGGCGGACGCCGCGGCUCAAUCAUCGUCGCCGCGGCAGAGUUCAACAUCACCUUCCGCACGAGUCGAUACUGACAGAGCUGGCUACCAACACGCACCCGAACAUUCGAUUGAUGGUCCGGACGACGUGACCGUCCACGAACAAGACAUCGUCGCGUCCGCAGCGCCGAACGCCGGCCAGUCGCAACAGGAGUCGGCGGCCGAGAUUUCGGGCGACGCCGAGAAGCUGCCGGCACGGCAUAGCAAUAACCUCCAGGACCAAACCAACUAUCUCCCAGUCAGGUGAGUCCACAACUUCAUAGUUUAGUGGGACUUGAUCUUGCUGACGCCGAUACCUCCCCUCACGCGUUUGCUUCCAUUUUUAGACAAAUCCUCAUAGUGAGUCCAUACGCGGAUCAACCUUUGACAUCCCAUGGCAGCGGAAACUGAUCCCACCGAUAAUAUUUUCAACAGGUCUUCGCAGCAAUGCAGCUGGCCGUGCUGCUCUCGUUCCUCGACCAAUCGAUGCUCUCAUCCGCGUUACCGACCAUCUCGGCUCAUUUUGGCGCCGGUCGUAGCAGCUCCUGGGUAGCAAGCGCGUACUUGCUGACUACGACGGCGUUCCAACCGAUCUUGGGUCGCUUCAGCGACAUUUUUGGUCGCAAACUCACGCUGCAAGGCUGCAUCCUCGUCUUCACGAUCGGCUCGGUCGCGUGCGGUGUCGCACAAACAAUGAAGCAAUUGAUCUUCUUCCGUGCGCUCGCCGGAGUGGGUGGGGGAGGACUCAUCACACUCGUCUUCAUCAUCGUUUCGGACAUCGUUUCGCUCAAGGACCGAGGCAAAUACCAAGGUAUCACCGAGAUGACCAUCAUCCUCGCCAAUUGUGCUGGACCAAUCAUCGGCGGAGUGUUUGCGCAAAAACUGUCCUGGCGAUGGAUCUUCUGGUUGACGGUCAUCAUUGCGCCGAGUCAGUGUGCUGCCGCGAGACUUACUUACAAAUUUCCUAGGAGGGCUCGUAUACUGACCUUCGGCAUAUCUCGUCAGUUGGCAUCGUAAUCGUUCAAAUUUUUCUGCCGCUGAAAGCCGUCAAGGGCAGUAUGCGAACCAAGCUGGCACAGAUCGACUAUGUCGGAUCGCUUUUGACGAUUGGUGCUUGCACACUCAUACUCCUGCCUUUGAAUUGGUGCGUCUCAAUCAUUCCACGGUGCUAGGUUACAGCAGCCGGACUGACGCGUAGGGGUUCUUAUCGAAUGUUAGGGGUGGUGUGACUUUUUCAUGGAAUUCACCCAGGGUACUUGGAUGUCUUAUCGGCGGGUUCGUCUGCUUCGUCGUCUUCAUGCUGUACGAGUGGAAGGUCCCCAAAAUUCCUGUGAUCCCGAUGUACAUCUUCAAGAUCCGGACAGCCGCCUCAGGUGAGUUCCCCCCCAUUCCGCUUCAUCCGUGCCAGGCUGGGUUGAUAAGCGGCUGACGCGUGUCGAACGUAACCUCCCUGCGCAGUCUUCGCGAGUACCACCAUCUCCGGAGGCACUCUCAUGGCCCAAGUCUUCUACGUUGUACGUCUUGCGUCCUCAGUUUUAUCGUGGCAUCCGCGCGUACUGAUUCCCUCACAUGUCCAGCCUCAAUUCCUACAAAUUGUCCGAGGUGUAUCCCCGAUCCGUUCCGGAGUCCUCUUCAUCCCGCUCUUGAUGAUGGUAACCCUCAUGGUCUUCUGCACAGGCCAAGGCAUCGCUCGUACAGGGGAAUACAAAAUUUUCAUCGUUUGCGGGUAUGCGAUUUGGUCCAUUGGCCUCGGGCUUCUCUCGACUCUAAACGAAUCUUCCUCGACGGCCAAGCUGGUCGGGUUCUUGAUCAUCACCGGAUUCGGUCAAGGUCAAACACUACAGUCGUCCCUCGUAGCCGUUCAAGCUGCUGUACAAAGAGCCGAUAUGUCAGUUGCGACCUCGACGAGGAAUUUCCUUCGUGCUUUCGGAGGUACUCUUUCGCUCGCGAUCGCCUCGACGAUCAUCAACAAUACCCUCAAACACACCUUACUACCCGAAGGGUUUGAAGGAAAUUUAGUGGGAAAAAUUAUUGACUCUCCUACCGAAAUAUGGCAAGCCACGACCGUCGACGGGCAAACCUUAUUCGCUCUCCCGGCGCAACAGAAGGUCGAGAUCAUCGCCGCUUACGUCAAAGGUUUUCGCGUCGUCUUCAUCGUGUUCGCGAGUUUACAAGCGUUCAAUUUCGUGAUUACGAUGAUUUUCAUGGAGAGGUUGAAUUUGGUGAGGAAGGAUGAGGAGGCGUUGAAGGAACGGGGGACGCAGAUGCUUCAGGAGAGGAAGAGAAAGAAGAGAGCGAAGCGGGGGGGAGUGGAUUUGGAGAAAGGUGGGGAGGAGGAGGCGAAGUCUCAUACGUCUUCUGUAGAGCAUAGUACUGUAGAUCAUAGUAAGAACUAG